ACUAAUGCGGGGCGACUUCACAGCGACGGCUGUAGAUGGGACAACAUUACAGGCAGGCGAGUCUUACUUGCUACGGGUGUACAGAUUUGCCGCUUGAUAUCAAGGGAUAUGAUGAGUGCUGGGGUCGAUCUAUCUACCACUGCCUCUUCUGCCAUGGUUAUGAGGAGGCCGGAAAAUCCUCAGCUGGUGUCCUUGCCGUCGGCGAGACUUCUGUCCCAGCAGGAGCCAUAGCUCUCGCUCGCAGUACCAAGCAGUUAACCUCCAAGGCUGUGAUCUACUCCUCAAACAAUCCCGCGGUGCAGACUGCAAUCACAGACCUCCUCGACCAAAACACUACCGACAUCACAACAGACGAUCGGGAGAUUAUCUCCCUUGCUCUUGGUGCGGAAGGUUGCGGAAUUACUAUUACGUUUGCGGACGGGAGCUCAGUUCAGGAGGCGUUUCUUGUGCACAGGCCGGCUACGAAGCUGAACGGCCCGUUUGCAGAGCAGUUAGGUGUGGAGUUGUCGCCGGGUGGAGAUAUCAAGGUGACACCGCCAUUUGGAGCCACUAGUGUUAAGGGAGUUUAUGCGGCAGGAGAUUGCGCGACCCCGAUGAAGAAUGCCAUGCAGGCGAUGCAAAUGGGGACUUUCGCGGGGGUGGGACUUGCGCAUGACUUGCAGGCUGAAGGGCCUAAGAUGUAAAAGCGAGGGCAAACGACUUCACAAUACACCUACACUCCAGAGAUACAAAGUAGAAUGGAUUUAAUUUCUGUAGC
Molecule: messenger RNA, 757 nt
Organism: Verticillium dahliae VdLs.17
Lineage: Eukaryota; Fungi; Ascomycota; Sordariomycetes; Glomerellales; Plectosphaerellaceae
Product: thioredoxin reductase
Exons: 2
Coding region: 36-683 (215 amino acids)
Molecular function (GO): oxidoreductase activity
Source: RefSeq, a predicted model, not a curated record